GCCAUCAAGUCAAGCCUCGCUCUUCUUCCAUCUUUUCUCUCGUCUCUUAUCGUACAAUAGUACAUAGCCAUGGGGGACUUCAAGACUGUCGGUCAGCAGUUCGUCAACUUCUACUACUCGACGUUCGAUUCCGGACGGGCCAACCUUGCUGGGCUUUACCGCGAUACAUCUAUGCUCUCGUUUGAAGCAUCGGAGAUUAUGGGCACUCAGGCAAUCAUCGAGAAGCUCUCCAGCCUUCCGUUCCAGAAGGUUCAGCAUCGGGUGGAUACCAUGGAUACGCAGCCAUCCAACUCCCAGGGUGGCCUGAUGGUCCUAGUCACGGGCGCUCUCUUGGUUGAUGACUCGACGAACCCUCUCCAUUUCUGCCAGGUAUUCCAGCUCCUUCCGCAUGACGGAUCCUACUACGUCCAGAACGACGUGUUCCGCCUUAACUACGGUUGAACACCCCUUCCCUGCUGCCUGCGAUUCGAUCUGACAUUGCCUUCCCCUCUCUUCUCGUUCCUCUAUAUUCCCGUGUAGACGUGUUGUAACCCGCAAAGGAGAAAGGAAGUGGAAAACCAAUUUACGUGAAAUGUUGAAAUGU
Molecule: messenger RNA, 583 nt
Organism: Dacryopinax primogenitus
Lineage: Eukaryota; Fungi; Basidiomycota; Dacrymycetes; Dacrymycetales; Dacrymycetaceae
Product: nuclear transport factor NTF-2
Exons: 6
Coding region: 70-441 (123 amino acids)
Biological process (GO): protein import into nucleus
Cellular component (GO): nuclear pore central transport channel
Source: RefSeq, a predicted model, not a curated record